Molecule: messenger RNA, 3109 nt
Organism: Nicotiana tabacum (common tobacco)
Lineage: Eukaryota; Viridiplantae; Streptophyta; Magnoliopsida; Solanales; Solanaceae
Product: putative cyclic nucleotide-gated ion channel 14
Biological process (GO): transmembrane transport; potassium ion transport
Cellular component (GO): membrane
Molecular function (GO): voltage-gated potassium channel activity
Source: RefSeq, a predicted model, not a curated record
CAAAGAAGAUACAGUAGAAUAUUUCAUAGUUUAUUUAUGAACAUAGAUUAUUUAAAUUUAUACUCUAAACAAAAACCCUGACUUCUAUCAUGGCCUGCACGACUGCAUUCACUUGAACUUCAAUUUUCCAUUUGCAGCAUCAGAAUUUUAGUACAUCUGAGCUGUUUUUAUCUUCUUUUCUUUUAUAUACUGUUUGUCUUUUUGUGAUCUUCCAAGAAAAGUCAACGCCUUAAAUUAGAGUUGCUUCUGCCCACUUCAGCUCCUCUUUGUUCCUUUCUAUUCUUCAUUCUUAUGUUUCUUUCAUACUCCAUUUGAGAAAAAUCUUGAAAUUUUCAGCUAUUUGAGUAUUCGCCCAACAAAGUUUGCAUUUUUUUUAUUUUACUUUAUUUAUUUCUCAUAUUUAUCUGCAUGUUCUGAAAUGGAAGUUUUUGAAAAAGGUAGAGUUCAAUCUUGUUACCAUUUUGGUAUUUUCUUGGCUUUUGCAUUGUGUACUGAAGAUCUGUAGGUAUUUGUGUGAAGAAUUAUGACGGAGUUCAAGAAAGAGAAGACGGUAAGGUUUUACAAUGAUGGGAAACAGAACUUUGAAACAUCAUGGGAGAAGAAUGAGAACCAUAAUCUUGAAAAGCAACUACCUUUGUAUAAGUCUUGUGAGGGUAGAAAUGUUGUUGACAAAGUUGGAGCAAGCAAGGUUCCCAAAUUUGGAAAUUUGAAGGUUUUCCCAGAAAAUUAUGUACAAGAGAAAAAGAAAAUUCUUGAUCCAGGGAGUGAAAUAGUGAUACAAUGGAAUAGGGUAUUCUUGUGUUCUUGCUUGCUGGCUUUAUUCAUGGAUCCAUUAUUUUUUUACAUGCCAUCAGUGGUGAAAAGGGGCAAGUCCUCAUGUAUGUCAAUUGACUUGAAUCUUGGCAUUAUUGUCACAUGCUUUCGGACAGUCGCCGAUAUAUUCUAUAUGUUACAUGUGGUUAUUAAGUUUAGGACUGCCUAUGUUUCGCGAAGCUCGAGGGUAUUUGGUAGGGGUGAACUUGUUAUGGAUAAGAAAAUGAUUGCAAGGAGGUACUUGAAGUCUGAUUUCUUCAUUGAUGCUAUUGCUGCUCUGCCUCUUCCUCAGAUUGUAAUAUGGUUCAUCAUACCUUCAAUUAGAAGCUCUCAUUCCGAUCAUACCAACAAUGCUCUCGUACUAAUAGUCCUUCUGCAGUACCUGCCAAGACUCUAUCUGAUUUUCCCGUUGAGUGCUCAAAUUAUCAAAGCUGCCGGGGUUGUCACGAAAACAGCUUGGGCAGGUGCUGCUUACAAUCUCCUACUCUACAUGUUGGCGAGCCACGUCCUAGGUGCUUCCUGGUAUUUAUUGUCAAUUGAGAGAUAUGCUACAUGCUGGAAGAUAGCUUGCAGAGAGGAGCUCAGUCCUAUUCAAUGCUCCAGUCAUUUUCUCGACUGUGGUACUAUAAAUCAUGCAGACAGGGUAACAUGGGUAAACAGCACCCAAGUUUUCGGAAACUGCAAUCCUUCUAACUCGACCAUUUUCGACUUUGGAAUAUUUGCAAAUGCAGUUACAAACAAUGUUGUCUCCACCGACUUCCUUGAAAAGUACUUGUACUGCUUGUGGUGGGGUUUACAAAAUUUAAGUUCUUAUGGCCAGAACUUGUCCACGAGCACAUUUAUAUGGGAAACUUCAUUUGCAAUUCUUAUUGCUAUAUUGGGGCUAGUUCUGUUUGCUCAUUUGAUUGGAAACAUGCAGACAUACUUACAAUCUAUCACUAUGAGGCUUGAGGAGUGGAGGCUCAAGCGACGAGACACUGAAGAAUGGAUGAGGCACCGACAACUCCCUCAGGAUCUUCAAGAACGUGUCCGGCGUUUUGUACAGUACAAGUGGCUUGCCACUCGUGGAGUUGAUGAAGAAUCUAUCCUGCAUGCUUUACCUUCAGAUCUUCGUCGUGACAUCCAACGCCACCUAUGUUUAGACCUUGUUCGGCGUGUUCCCUUCUUCUCACAAAUGGAUGAUCAGCUGCUUGAUGCCAUAUGUGAACGUCUGGUUUCAUCGUUAUGUACUCAAGGAACAUACAUAGUACGUGAGGGUGAUCCAGUAACUGAAAUGUUGUUUGUUAUCAGAGGAACAUUAGAGAGCUCGACCACGAACGGGGGUCGGACGGGCUUCUUCAACUCAAUUACUUUGAGGGCAGGUGACUUUUGCGGUGAGGAACUUCUUGCCUGGGCAUUGUUGCCAAGAUCCACUCUUAACUUGCCUUCGUCGACGAGAACAGUGAGAGCCCUAUCGGAAGUAGAAGCCUUUGCUUUACGAGCAGAGGAUCUCAAGUUCGUAGCCAAUCAAUUCAGACGUCUCCAUAGUAAGAAGCUACAGCACACUUUCCGUUAUUACUCUCACCACUGGAGAACUUGGGCUGCCUGUUUUGUUCAAGCUGCUUGGCGUCGUUUCAAGAAGAGAAAGCUGGCCAAAGAUCUUAGUAGGAGUGAGUCCUUGUCUUAUGCUACCGAGGAUGAACAAUCAGCAAAUGAAAGUGAAUGUGAACAUGAACAUGAACAUGAGGAUGAUCAACAAAAGAAAACUAAACCAGCUAACUCUUCCAAUGUAAAGCAGAACCUUGGGGUAACAAUAUUGGCGUCAAGAUUUGCUGCAAACACAAGGAGAGGAGCUCAGAAGAUGAAAGAUAUGGAUUUGCCAAAGUUACAGAAGCCCGAGGAGCCCGACUUUUCGGCUGAGCCAGAUGAUGACUAGCUCAACUCAUGCCAGAAUUGAAGACCAUCUCCCUCUGGUGAAAUUUACAGAACCAAAAAAGCAAUAUAAAGACACUACUACAGUUAAUUUAAAGAAAUUUACUCAAGUUAAACAAAAAGAAAAAGAAAAUAGAUACAGGUUGUGCUGCAGUUGAUUAUAACCAUCACUAGACUCUACUUGUAAGUAGAAAAGGUCAAGGGAAAUUAAAAUGUGAGAAGACUUAAAAGAAAAACAGCAAUUGUAGGCCAGUGUUUGUUGAAGAAAAACAAAAGGAUAUGUUUUAUGUGUCAAUCUUUUGUUGGCAAACUUAGAUUUUAAGCUUAGUGAACAUGUACGUUAAUGUAAAAUGAUAUGUAAACUAGUCAAGAUGAUAUCAACUGG